Podarcis lilfordi (Lilford's wall lizard) is the source of this 27811-nucleotide messenger RNA. The record is from the annotation of a GenBank genome assembly. Lineage: Eukaryota; Metazoa; Chordata; Lepidosauria; Squamata; Lacertidae.
GGCGGGAAUGUGGGCGAGCCUAGGGGUCAAGGCAGCCGGAGCUGCCGCCUCAGUCCGCCCGCUUCGCUGGAUGAGCGGGAAGCAGCUGGCGAAGCAGCCUGGGGGCGGCGGCUGCCAUGAACGGACCAGGCGAGACACGGCUGACGGGAGCGGAGGAAGGAGCUGAGGUAAACAGCCUUCCCGCGCCUGGCAAACUUCGGUUUCAAGGGCGGCAGCAGCCGAGUGGUCCGGGCGGGAAGAAGCCCACCGUCGGGAAGCAGUUCUACCCGUGUUACUCGGAAGUCCUCCCGUGUUCCUUGGAGGACUUGUUCCCGAGUCAGUGUGUUAAGGGGAGGCUUCCCGCCCCGGUCUUUGAGGGCUGCAGGUGAGCACACGGCUUGGCUCCUCUUGCUCACAGGUAGCGGGAUCCAGCCUGGCUUGACUGCAGCCCAGAUAGCUCCCUCGGUUAGAGGCGGGCGCUGAGAAUGCCGAGGUGGCCAGUUCCACCCCGGUGUGGGGCAGCUGCGUGUUCCUGCAUUGCAGGGGGUUGGGCUGGAUGAUCCUCGGGGUCCCUUCCAACGCGAUGAUUCUAUGACGCUCAACUUUGCAGAGCGCGCGUGUGAAUUUAAAACUCUCGGAUGAAUGGAGGUGGCCACCGGAUUGCAGCCUCUUAUCUGAGACUAAGCUCCAGUAGUGCUGAGAGUUAGCUCAGUGGCAGAGCGAGCCCAUCCUGGGAAAAGCUGCGGGCAGGAUCCCUGCAUUGCAGAGGGCUGGGCUGGAUGACCCUCGGGGUCCUUUCCAGCUCUGCCAUUCUGUGAUCUGCUUUGCAUGCAUGGAGAGCUUGCCAGUCAGUGCAGGCAACACUAGAUGGAUCAAUGGUCCGGCUCCGUAAAGGCUGCUUUGUGAGAGAUGCGGAACACUGUCUCUGCACAUUAGUGUUUGCCACUUCUCCUGUUUCUCGUCCCCAUUUCCCACCCGCAAACCCGGUUAAUUUCUCUCUGCCCCCUCCAGCUUCCUUUCCCCAUAACUUAUUGCCAUCUGUUCUUCGACAACCUCCUACGUUUCUCAACAUCAUGAUCUUUCCAUGGUUAAUCGCUUUCUCAUCAGCCCUAUUCCUUCCCCACUGUUCAUCUCACUUCUCCAUUACUUAGCCUUUCCCCCAAGUUCUCCAUAACUUUUGUAUAGUUACACCUUUCUUAGCACGACACAACCACAGGAUUGCCGCAAUACGAUUCAGCUAGUGGAUUCCGAAUUCCUUACUCAUUUCCCCAUCUCCUCAGAAUUAUGCCCCCCUUUCCUUCUUUCCCCUUUCUUUUUAUCCUCCCUUUCCCCUCUCCAUACUAAAUGAUUCCUAUUGAUCCUUCACUCCCUCAUCAGUAACUGCCCAUGGCUUUAGCCUUCAGUUUUACCUAUUAUCUUGUGGUAUGUAUUAGUUUUUGAAAUAUUCUGAGUCUUGUAAAUUGAGCUGGUACUGGAGCAUGUCAUCCAUCCAUCUGCUUCAGAUUUCUUUCUUGAGGCUGCAAUCCUGAGCCCCCUUACCUGGGAGUAAGCUCCAUUGAUUACAUUGGGAUUUACUUAUGAGAAAACUUUCACAUGAUUGCUCUUUUCUGGCCACAUCAGUUUGGCUGGGAUUGGUGCAUACCUUCUAGGUAACCUGUCUGGUUGGUGGAAUAGCAGCUUAGAAUAUUGAUAAGAAUAUUGCUAGCAUAUGUUAUGUGCAGUGAUUUUUUCCUGGGGACAUUCAAGGGUACGCAGUACCGGCACAUUUCCCCACCCCCCCGCAAAUGUUAAAAGUGUGGCACUCAAUGUAACAACUUCAUGGUGAGUACUGGCACAUUUCUUUUCCUUUUCCUUUAAAACACUGGUUAUGUGCAAUUCAGUGGUGCUGUGUCCAGAAAUAAGAAUGUCUGUUGAAUGGCAUACCUUGGAGCUUCUUAAAAUAAUGGGUGCCUUGCAACCUGAUUGUGUAUGUGUAUGGCAAAUGACACAAAACAAAGGGUGUCUUUGAAAAUGAUAAUAGGAGAAGCUUUUGAAGCUCCUACAUAGCCAGAUCAAAUGAGAAACAACCUACAUUUCAAGAAAGGUAACCUAUGUAACUCAUCCACAGACUUCACAAGUGAUAUGUUUUAUACAGAAGCAAUCCCUGCAUAAUUACUAUUUUUAUGUUGCUGCUUUACUUGCCUUUAAUUGUUUAAGGUUGCAUGCUUGCAUACUUCAACUUAUGCUCCCCCAUAAGUUGAAAUGCUAAAAACAAAACAUUUUUUCUCUCCUUAUCAGUCAACUGUGGGCUGUAAGUUCUCUGUGCUAGGAAGCGCACCACUGCUUUCAGGACAGUGCCUGAUAUGUUCCUGGAGAGAAAUAAAUGCUUAGCACUAAGUGUAUUAGUAUCAGAACUCUCCCACUACUGAAUUGGCAAACUUGCACCUGAAUUAUAUAGUUUCCAUUGACGUCGCACUCCUAAUCAAAGCAUGUUGAGGCUUGCAUAUUAUAGUGAUUAUCUCCUGGAAGUCCGACUCUUAAACUGACCUAAUCAAAGUGGAAUCGUGUAUAUUGUAAUCAUUAUGGCCCAGAAGGGGAGCUAAUUAGUCAGAAUCUACUCAGCUGAUUGUUCUUAUUAUUUAAAUAUAGAUGGUAUCAGCUCUUCACCAGCAAUUUAUAGCUUAAAAUUCAGAAAGUUGAAUAAUAUUGCUGUAUUUUGCAAGGAAUUAUCAGGGAGUGCAUUGAGUAUGUGGGCUGAGAAAGGAGGAAGGAAUGGUUGUGCAAAUGGCCAGUCAACUCAUCAAUGAGAUUCUCCUGGGUCACUUACCCUUAUUUGGAGAAAUGCAUGACAGUGCUCAUCCAGCAUUACCAUGGGGUUUCUGUGUUUUCAUUGUGUAUUUUUUUUAAAUUACAGUAAAUACUAAAAUUGAUAUAUGUGUGUUGAUAUCUUACCACUGAUUUCAUUUUUAAAAAUUUCAAUCAAUCAAGUAUAUUCCAUAUAGUACAGUUACCUCAAGGGGAAUUUGAGAAGCAAGUUUUAGAAAUAAAUAAGUAAAUAAAUUUGGCAUCAUUCUCUCCGUUUUCCUACAACUGUAAAGCAUGGUGUUUCUCCUGCAUUUAUAUAUGCUUUUGAAAAUGUAUAUUUUGCAGUACAUACUCAGACCCCUAAAUAGGCUCUAGGAAAUAAAUUUGGUCUACUGUGCUUUUACCUCAGUUUCCCAGAAGUUUUAUUGAUGAAUGAGGAGCAGGGUGUUGUGGUGGAUGGCUUCUUUUUUAAGCAAAUUCUUUUCCUGUGGGAAUGGUUGCUGUGAUAGUGUUCUAAUCCCCUUCAUCUCCCAAGGCAGUGUAUAAUGUUAUAGGUAUUGGGUGCCAGAGUUUGUGGGUGCAAGGCACCCAUGCUCCCUAGAUUUAGUAAAUGUUAGAAUUUAACAAGAGAAGGUGCCAGAUGUUUGAUUUAGCAGUGCUAAAAGACAGGCUAAAUGAGUUUUUUUCUGAUCAAGAGAUAACUUGGCAGUAGAGCCAUCAUGUAAAACAGAAGGAAGAUAAUGGGUGAUUAACAAAGCAGUUACUCUCUGCCAAAGAGGGGUGGAAACCAAAUCCAAAUCCAAACUCUUCUUCAGCUUUGUGUUAGUGAGCAGAGAAAAGAAAGGUUUUAGGAUUUCAGUUUGCUUGAUGUAGGCUGGGGAGAAAUCCUUUCAGUCUGAUAGCUGCAACAAGGAAGGGCAAAGAGCACCAUGUGGACUGACAAGGACAGGCUUUAACAAAGAGAGAGAGAGCAUGGCUGAUUUCCCUGUUCUUGGACCCAAGCCUGCUGUGCCUAUAGGGGAAGCAAGAGACCCUCCUGGAAUGUGAAUGCUCUGCACUCCUUCCUUCUAAACUCAGGUUAUAUAUAUGUGUAAAUAAACCAUAUAUCAUAAAGACGCCGCAGUCUCCACUGUGCCCCAUAGUCCAAAAGGAAACACAGACCCUGGAUAAAGUGUGCCUGCAACCCCUGGAAUCUCACACCACUCGUGGAGAUUGGGGUGAUGUGUAACAAUAUAGUAUGAUACCUCUUGCAUGGUCAUUUGGUGACUGGAGGCUCUAAGAGCAUCCUAUGAAGGGACUAUGUAAAUACAACUGUAUGUAUGUUAUGUAGUCUACUGGAAAGGUAGACUUAUGCAUUUAUGCACAUGCAUAAAUGCAAAUCAUAUUUAUUCUCUCAUUUGUUCACACCCUCAUGUGUAGGAUGCACACUAAGCACUGCAUAAACCAUGUUAAGUGUCUUCAGAGGUUGUGUUAACCUUUAAGGUGCCCCAAGGCUCGUUGAAUGUUUUGCUGCAAAAUACUAACAAACUUAUUGUAGCAUAAGCUUUCAUGGACUUAAGCCCACCCCGUACAUCUGAUGAAGUGGGCUUAGGUCCACAACAACUUAUGCCAUAAUAAAUAUGUUAGUCUUUAAGGUGCCACAGGACUCAUUGAUUGAUCUGUGUGGUGGGAGAGACAGCAUGGCACAUUUUGUUCAGUUGCAUCCACAGGAAACCUGUUGAAUAGAAUACCUCUACUCAAUGGAUAUGUCAUAUAUGUUUUUGCCAUGGGUAAGCAGGUUAAUUAAUUGUUAGGAGUUUUGGACAAUGUGAAUUAUUCUGAAAGAUUCAAUAAAAAAUGUGUUCAGUAUUGCAGAACUUUUACUCAGCCCAAUAGGGUCACCAUUAUGGUCUAGUUUCAGCUCCUAGAUUAGCUGAAUUAUUUAGACCUGCAACUUUACUGCAUGUAUUAAACAAUCCCCUUAUGCCUCAGCAGAUGUAUGGUAGUAUUUCAAUGUAUUGUUUAAGGUAAGAUUAAGUCCUAGUUUUAUACCCUGAGAGAUCAUACAUAUAAAUAUAAACAAGAAAUACAUGAUUGGGAGCCAAUCAAUCAAAGCAGAACAUGCUCACAUACGCUGAUUCUUCAAGGAACCCUUGGCUAUUCAAGAUGUGUACUACAAAUGCAGUAGAAUGCACUCCAAUAUAUCAGCACACCAUUAUUUAUAUGAAAAUUGUUUUUUAUUCUAUUUCCCCUGUCUCUAUGUUCUCAAUAUAUGUAGGUGUUUGAGCAGCAUGAGCAGCCCAAAGUUUCCCAAAUACUGAUUUCUGCCAACUAAUAAUAGAUAUAUUUUUUUUAAAAAAGUCUCAUCCAGCUAAUAUCCAUGAAGACACAGUCUUGUUGAACACACAUUAACUGUUGAUCCCAUUUAGUCAUAAUAUAAGCUGGGUUCAACCAUCACUAUGAAUAAUUCAAGUAUAGUUUUGAGGCUCAUGGUAAUUUUUUGCAAGAUGAAAAGUGUGGUGAAAUUCUUCUAAUUAUAUAGAAGAACUGUAUUCCACCUUUAAAGUAUUUCAGAUUGUUUUCAAUUUACAUUUUCAAACCCUUAUGAUUUACUUAACAUGACAUAAGCUUGCAAACAUGGUUAUGCAGGGGUGGAUCCAGACUUGCCCUUUGAGUGCAAGGGCUUCAUCUGUUCAUUGAAAAGGAUGCUCAAGCUCCUGGUGGAUGAAGGAGAGAUUUAUGUCAAUUUUGGCAACUUUCCACCUGCAGCUCUGCUCAUCAUUUCCCACCCUGCCCCCAAACCUUUGGAACAGAUUUUGGGAAUUGCAGGGGAUGCGAAGAGGAGGGGGAACUGGAACACGACCUCCCUGCUUCCUCCAACAGGUAGUGUCUUAUGGGUUGGGGAUUCAACCCAAAGUCUAGGUAUGAUAAUAUUGCCAAGCACUUCACUGACUAGUAGUAAGUCCAAGGAUAAUGCUACAGAGUUUAGUUUUGCCUAGAUGAAUGAGAACACUGUAGACUUAGGUUAUCUUUGUAUUACUUAUUUUAUUUACAAAGGUGAACAGGUCAUAGUAAAAGUAAAUAAAAUCAUUCAGCUACUGAUUUUGCAUCAGAAUCCCAAAGGCAGCAGUGUUUUGCCCACUUCCCCGCUUCCCUCAAAAACUACUGCUAGUUCAGCUAAGCUCACAGUUAUAAACCUCAUAUAUCUUCCUUUGCAUUCAGAGUCAUACAGCAAAGACUCCAAUUGGCCUCCCUGCCACUUUCCAAAUUUGGGAGGAUUCCCAAGACUGGAAACAAAUUCCAGCCACGAAACUUCUCAUUUGUGCCUGACUGAUGUGUGACCAAUCUUGUGAGACAAAGCCAUCAGGCAGAUGUAUUCACAACGAGACAGUUAAACAUAAUAUGUUUUCGAUUUUGACUUCUAUUACAUGAUCGCUCAUUGAAAUAGUGUUUUGUGAGUUGUUUUUUUAAAAAUGUCACAGAUUAGGUUCAGGAUAGUUUUUUCUUUUUUCUUUUUAAAGCAAGCUAAAGGUUUACUUGUAUAAUCAGACUCUCUGCAUUAGUGAAAUGUGAAUAUUGGGGAAAAUAAAAUUUACAUUAGAUAGCAUGCAAGUGGGACCUGCAACAAAAUGUUGCAGCAGGGUGGACUGCUGCUGUCCAGGAUCCUAGCCACUCCACUCUAUUCCACCUGCCUCUGGUUUUUUGUUUUCCCUUCCAAAAGUAAGCAUUUCAUGGUCACUGUCCACACUUGGUUAUCAGUGAAUUGGUUUUAGGAAGUUCCACCUAUAGAUUUUUACCUUAGAGAGGAUGAAGAUGACAACGAUGAUGAUUAUCAAACUUUGAGUACUUCUUUAUUGUGUAUGUGGAUAGGGCCCUUUAGGCCACACAAGCAACAUCAACCACAGCUGGAAUAUCAGCAGUAGAAAGAAUGAUUGGCAAAAACAGAAUGGAAGAUACAGAAACUAGGUACUCAUUUUCAAGGUGUGGAAAUCCCACUGCAGAAGAAUAGCUCAUGGAGGCUUACUUAUAUGGGCUAAAUUAUUUUGUUGAAAGAUGAGAGCUUUCAGAUAUAUUGCUGUAUACUUUUUGGGGAAAAAGAAAUGCCCUUUAGCAGUAAAUUCUGUUCCUACUUAAGUAUUUCUCAACUUUGGUUUCAAGAUUUCAAAUGUGACACAUGCUUUGUUUACAUGUGUCUCAGCUGCUGCCUCCACCCUUGCUCAGUCCUGUCUUUUUUCCACUGCCUAUCUAUGCAUGAUCACCUAAAGGUAUAUAAUACUCCAUAUGUGUGACCCAUGUAAUUCCAAAUUAUGCACAGGCUCCACUGCAAAUGUCCAAGUGAAUGUGUAGAGGACAGGGCUAGUGAAUACAAUUUGACUUUCCUUUUUUGUGCAUCCCCCACCCCCCAACUGUCUGAACAGUGGGAUUUACUUCAAGGUAAGUGUGCAUGGGCUUGCAGCCAUAAUUAGUUACCGGUAGUUAGCUGCUCUGAAAUACUGUGCCACAUCACACCUCAAAAGAGUUGUGCAGAUGCAAUCACUAUUACAUAAAUGUUGGAGUUUCUGCAGUGUAUGUCAGCUGAGUUGAGCAAUAUAUUGCCAUUUCCUACAUUUUAAAUAGUUUUUUUUUAAAUUUAAUGUCUUACAGAUGCCUGGUGUUUUCCUGAUAUGUUUUGAAUGCUGAGCUUGCCUUUCUAACAAUGAACAGUUCAAAACCAUCAGCGUUGCUUGGAACUGGUGUAUUCUCCAAUACUACCUGUCCCACGGAAAAGAAGAUCUCUGUGUUUUUUUCUGUCAUCUUCAUGACAGUGGGGAUUUUAUCCAACAGCCUUGCAAUAGCAAUUCUCAUGAAGGCGUACCAGAGGUUCAGACAGAAAUCAAAAGCAUCUUUUUUGCUUUUUGCUAGUGGCUUGGUUAUCACAGACCUGUUGGGCCACCUCAUCAACGGAACCAUUGCAGUAUUUGUAUAUGCCUCUGACAAAGACUGGAUUCGAUUUAACCAGUCAAAUGUUCUCUGCAGCGUUUUUGGCAUCUGUAUGGUGUUCUUUGGACUAUGUCCCCUUUUUCUGGGCAGUGUGAUGGCUGUUGAACGCUGCAUUGGAGUCACCAAGCCGAUAUUUCAUUCAACAAAAAUGACUUCUAAACAUGUAAAGAUUAUGUUGACUAUGGUAUGUCUCUUUGCCAUUUUCAUAGCUUUACUGCCUAUACUUCAGCUAAGACCUUAUCAAAUCCAGGCAUCAAGGACCUGGUGUUUCUAUAAAACUGAGCACAUUGAAGACUGGGAAGACAGAUUUUACCUCUUACUUUUUUCAUGCUUGGGUUUACUGGCCCUUGGUAUUUCAUUUUUGUGCAAUGCUGUCACAGGGAUUACACUUCUAAGAGUCAAAUUUAAAAGUCAACAUAGACAAGGCAGAUCUCACCAUUUUGAAAUGAUCAUUCAGCUCUUGGCUAUAAUGUGUGUCUCUUGCAUUUGCUGGAGUCCAUUCCUGGUAAGAGGUUAAUUAUUUUGCCAGUUUUUAAAAUGCAUGUUUAAUGUAUGGUGUUUCUCAUUUUUAGCCACACGUUUUAUGAAAAUGCAUAAUGGACAACAGAAAUGGAUGCUCCUGAUAUUAGAACUCACAUUAUUGUUUUCAGUAGCAUAGUCCUAGUGCAGGGGUUGGCAACCCGCGGCUCCGGAGCCGCAUGCGGCUCUUUUACACUUUUGUAAAAGGAUCCUCGGGGACCCUGAGCAGAAAAGCAGAAGCGCCAGAAAGAGGAGGGGGAUGGAGCUGGGCAGCCGAGCCGGGCAAAGCAAGGCGGCGGCGGCAGCGGAGCUUGAGAGGCGGCGGCUGCUGGGAUGGAGGAGGAGGAGUUGGCGGCGGCCGGAGAAGGGCUGCUGCUGCUUCUGCCGCCGGAGGGAAGUUCUGCCAGGCAGCUUCAUGGCUCAUAGCUUCCCCCAGGGUAGGACGGGCGGCGGCGGGGCACGCUCUCCCAGGGCACGCUCUCCCCAGCCCCGCGCGCGAGGCACCUGAGGCGAGGGAGAGAGAGUGCACGCGCUCGAAGGAAAUGGCGGGGAGGGGUUUUUGUGUGUGUGUGUGUGUGUGAGAGGGGUGGCGGUGGUGCUUCGGGAUCCUUUUCCGUGCCUUGCUUCUGAGUGGCCGCCGAGUUGAGGGAGAGCACCUGAGGUGAACCACAAAAUGGGCCCGCCCUCCCUGUCAGGGAGGAAGGGGUGAAUUACAUCAGUGACGAGGAGGGGGUCCAGAGGUAGCCAGCAGGUGCCGUGAUGCAGCAUCUCGGCCUCAGAGAGAGGCGGGGGAGCACGAGAGCAAUUGCAGAGGGAGGGGGGGCUGUUAGGCACCAAAAUCCUGCAUGCGGGAUUUCCCCCGUUCUCUCGUGCCUAUGCAAUUCCUGCCCUUCUCCCUUCCCCCUCGAGAUUUGCUUCAGAGACAAGCAAAUGAAGAAGAAAGGGAAGAGUAUUAGCUGAUAUGUCCCCGGAUCCCAUGGAAAGCACCACAGAUUCCUUUGCUUACCAGCUCUUUUUAUUUUAAGUUGGCUUCAAACCUGUAAUUGUGCAGGUGUAUGUACCGUAUUUUUCGCACCAUAGGACGCACCGGUCCAUAGGACGCAUCAAGUUUUUUUGGGGGGAAAUAAAGGAAAAAAAAUUAUUUCCCCCCCAGGCGCUUGUGGGGCCGGCAGCGGGGAGAAGCGCUCUUCUCCCCGCAGUCCGCCUUCAGAUCAGGUCCGGGGACAGCGGGAAGACACGCUGCGUCUCCCUGCUGUCCCCGGAGCUGGGGCAGGCAGCGGGAGAAGCGCUCUUCUCCCCGCCGCCCGCCUUCACAUCAGGUCCGGGGACAGCGGGAAGACGCGCUGCGUCUCCCUGCUGUCCCCCGGAGCUGGGGGCAGGCAGCGGGGAGCGCUCUUCUCCCCGCCGCCCGCCUUCACAUCAGGUCCGGGGACAGCGGGAAGACGCGCUGCGUCUCCCUGCUGUCCCCGGAGCGUGGGGGCAGGCAGCGGGGAGAAGCGCUGCUCUCCCCGCCGCCCGCCUUGAUAUCAAGUCCGGGGACAGCGGGAAGACGCGCUGCGUCUCCCAGCUGUCCCCGGAGCUUGCGGGGCCGGCGGCGGGGUCUCCCCGCCGUCAGCCUCCAAACCACUUCGGGAGACAGCGGGAUGGCGGCGUUCCGCCUCCCUCUGUCCCCCGACCUUGUGGGGCUGGCGCUGGGGCUCUCCUGAAGCCUGGAGAGCGAGAGGGGUCGGGUCGCACCAAACCCACUCGCUCUACAGGCGUCAGUGAAAGCCGGCAUUCGCACCAUAGGACGCACACACAUUUCCCCUUCAUUUUUGGAGGGGAAAAAGUGCGUCCUAUAGUGCGAAAAAUACGGUAUGUAUACAUAUACACACAUAAAUAUUCAUAUCUCUUCCCUCUCACCUUCCUUUCACCCAUGAUGAGAAAGUUGCACCAGCAGAAGGAAUGGAUAUGUGCUGUUAGUAAAAAGAGAGGGAGUUGAACUGCAGGGAGGGACAGACACUUUUCUAUGUAUUAAUUUGUAUAAUGUCCUCUAUGCACAUGGUGCUUUGCAAAAAAUGGAUAUGAGAGGUACCAUACCCCUCUUUGCUAUCUGAAAUAGACUCAGGGAAAAGAGAGAGAAUGGGGGAAGGGGAAGAAUGUAUGGUUAUUUACAUUUGGCUUGUUUUGCGGCUCCCAGUUUUUCUUCUUCUUUGGAAAUGGGUCCAAGUGGCUCUUUUGGUCUUAAAGGUUGCAGACCCCUGUCCUAGUGGAACGCAGGUCUUUGUAUUUGUAAAUACCAUACAGUUUUCACUAUGAACCCGAUCUAGCCCAAAUUAACGAUUUUUAGAUCCCAUUGUAUGUGGUGUAAAAGUUCUUCUUUGACUAGAUUGCAUUUGCUAUAUAUGUCUUCGAGAUCAGUUUGUGCAAUGCCUUAGUACAGGCAUAAGCAAACUCUGGCCCUCCAGAUGUUUUGGAACUACAAUUCCCAUCAUCCCUAGCUAACAGGACCAGUGGUCAGGGAUGAUGGGAAUUGUAGUCUCAAAACAUCUGGAGGGCCGGAGUUUGCCUAUGCCUGCCUUAGGAUCUUUGAUAAUGUCCUUUUCCACUUAUGGUAGGGUUGCCAUAUUUCAAAAAGUGAAAAUCGGGAUACAAAAGUUGUUGAUCUAUUUUGGUAAAAUCGCAAGAAAUUGAUGAUUUUGAGCUAUUUUAAAGGAAAAGUAUCAAAAACGACAUUGCCAACAUGGAUUGCCAUAUGUACAGAUUUCCAGAUUUCCCCAUACAUUUUUGCUGGUUUAUGCCUGGACACUUCUUCCGACUGCAGUAUUCCAGGUAUGUCUGCAAAAUUCCAGACAUAUGGCAACCCUAACUUACGGUGUCUAUGGUGAGUAAACAUGUAUAAUGGGGUUCAGGGGAAUGGAAUGGUAUUGCACACAUUGUCUCUGGCCAAACCUACUCAUGCUCAUUUGAAUAGUGGGAGAAGCCAUCAUCAUGCAGCUGUACUUGUGUUAGGCUUCCCUUCACCUUGCUUUUUCAGUUGUAUUACAAGAGGCUGUACUACGAACUUCAAAUGACUAUAGGUCGGGUGUGGGUUCUGCUGCCAUAGUCUCAUCCCACUGCAGUGUGUUCUCUCAAAGCAGGCAAUGUCUCAAAAGGGUGUUAAAGACUAAAUGUCAAACAGCUGCACAAGUCUGUGGAUUGCAUGUCUGCUUUAUUUAUUACCGCUGAGGUUUUUGGCAGAAGGAAAACAUAGGUACAACAGAAACAGUCAGUGCACAUUAAAUUCAACAACUUGGUUAUAGGACUGCAUCAUUGGGUAGACUAGCAUCAGAUCAGCAAAAUUUUUGCAGAUGAAAAUACUGUAUUUAAAGGGAUCCAAGAAAAAAAGUAGCUGCGGAAUGCAUGAAAACAUAAAGACUGAUAUUGUAGCAAUGCAGUAAGUUAAAGUUGUGUGAAUAGUUUGGUAAUCCAUAUCACUAUGACUAAAGCAGAAUGAUAUGAGAAUGCAUAAUGGGACUGAUUACAAUGUUUACCAGUAUUUAUAGAGUGCCUUCAUGUACUUUUUCUUUGUAUACAUGUGAGUGAUAGACAGAUAUAGGUUGCAUUAUACUCUUUUUUUAUACAGUAUGUGUGAAAUUUGCAAAAUAAUUCCAAUACUUUAGUGCUUCCUGGUUGUUGCAGAAAUUAAGUUUUUACUAAUUCAUAUCACAUUUAGCUGUGCUUUACAGUGCUGGAGUGUCAGCAAGAGCAAGACAACCAAAGUCAAAUCUAACUUACAAAUAUUCAUGUUGUGUACCUGACUUGGGAAUGAUAUAAGCAGGAUCGACACGGAUGCAAAAAUUAAACUGAUAUGAAAAGGCCCCCUCUUAUUAUAGUUCAAAGCAGAAACAUUUCAUUAAUUACAGUGUACAUUCAACAAGAGAUCAAAAAUGAAGCUAAGGCUGGGAACAAAACAAUGAAUGUGAUGUAAUAGAAGCCUGUUUUUCAUUUAGCUAUGCGUAUUUCUCCUGGAAUGCUAUGGUCUGAGUUAAUAUGCACUAGUCACCUCUUCUUUGUCUCUUUUUUUCUUGAGCUGAUUCCAAUUUUUCUGAACUGAUUCUAAAAAGAGACAGUAGAUACUCUUAAGGAUUAGAGUUUAACCAUUAUAUGAGACUUUUUUUUUUUUAAAGUGCAAUUUAGCAUAAUAGGAUGGAGUCUGUUCAAGCAACUUCUUACACACUGGCUUUGAGUAAGGCUUCUGUGCCUCCUUUUAUACACAAAAUGAGAAUAGCUGUAAUAUAUCACACAGGUUAUACGAAAAUAAAGCAGCUAGCCUAAUUUAAUGGACUUGUUUCUUUUUUUAAAAAAAAGUUUUAUUCGAUUUUAUAAAGAGAGAUACAAAGAUUACAGUGGUACCUCAGGUUACAUACGCUUCAGGUUACAUACGCUUCAGGUUACAGAUUCCGCUAACCCAGAAAUAUUACCUCGGGUUAAGAACUUUGCUUCAGGAUGAGAACAGAAAUCGUGCUCUGGCGGCGCGGCGGCAGCAGGAGGCCCCAUUAGCUAAAGUGGUGCUUCGGGUCAAGAACAGUUUCAGGUUAAGUAUGGACCUCCGUAACGAAUUAAGUACUUAACCCGAGGUACCACUGUACAAAUAUUUAGGGUAAGAAUUAAUAAUUACAUUAUAUUUACAAUGUCAAACUGUUUUAGACAGACUUAAGUGGGAUGCUAUAGAUUGAGGAAUCUGGAAAAACACCUUGCUUUAAAAAGACAAGCUGGAGAUUAAAAUUUAUGACACUGUUAAAUUGAAAUACAAUCGGCACGAGAGGGAUUCUGGAACCUCUACAGAAUGGAUGUGUCCAAUACUCUGACUGUCUGCCGUACAUAAUUGGCACUCAGCUUGAAAAGCUUCUAUUAAAUUUAACUGGACUUCCAAGUAAAUGAGCUGAAAUCUAUGAAACCUGUUGUAUACAGUUCAGUAUCGUUUAUCUUUCCCUUCUACUCACCCCAAAAGUGAAGGCAACUGGCAACUGCAUUCUUCCUUUCCCACAAGAAAUUACCAUAAUAUUUUAGUUCCCUGUGUGUCACAACCAAAGAGGCAAGACUCAAAAAGUUUAAAUGAACUGGGCUAUGUUUGUUCAUAUAUUAAACUGAAAAUAGAUGUAGGCAGAGAAACCAAGAUGUGGGGUCUAACUAAUAACAAAACCUUGCCUAGGCCAAGGGUAGUUCUUCCUCUAUUGCCUCCCCCCUUUCAGGUGAGGUCCCUCAACUCCAAGCAUGGAUUACAGGUUUACACAAAUGUGCUCCAUAACCAUGGCAGCAGGUCCCACAGCUCUGAAUGUGGUUCUUGAGACCACAGCCUUCCUCUGUAAUGGUGCCUAAGAGUGCUCACCAAACCUUAACUAGAUCAUAAUUUCCUGCAUCUACCUGCCAGUGUGGCCAAUUAACUUAUUUAAUGACUCCCCCCACUCGCCACUAAGUACACCCACCACAUCAGUACAGAGUAGAUAAAAAGAAGCCCACCAGCUCAGCCAAUCAGUUGAUGAACAAAUAAAAUCCUGCUUGGUUCCACAAAAGGUGACCAGCAAAAGCAAGCACUGUCUGUUGGGUGGCAGGGUGAGCGGUCUGCUGAACUGGAGGGCAGGGGUUAAAUAGCCCUCACAUCAAUCCUGCCCCUUCCCCAGCAUUGCUGCAGUGUUGAUCUGUAUGCUGAAGCUGCUUGCCAGUCCCCUUCAUUUCCUGAGCGGCUGCAAAAGCUUCUCAGUGCCACAACUGCUUAGGGUCACGACAGGCAUGGGAUUCUUCCAACCCAAGUACGAAAUCACCCUAACCAUUUGAUUCUCCAGGGUCAAAGAGAACCAAGAGAGCUAUGAACCAAAUUUCAGUGACCUUUGGUGCUAGAAGUUGUGGAAUUGUGUACAGCUUAAGCAGUUGUAGUUUUUCUUUUGGAAGCUGUUCAUAUAUCACGUUUUGCAAAUAGUCCUUUUUGUAUAUAUUUUAAAUUAGAAGAACUGGCAGAUCUGCCUUGCUAUGAAAUCGGGCUGGUUAUUUUUCAAGGCCUGUCCUCAUGUAUUCACAAUUAACAAAUUAUAUUUACUGUGCAUGGAGUCAUGGUGAUGAUGACUCUUCAGUCUGCAAGGCUUAUUGUGUGAACUGGUUCUUAAUUUCAGUUCAAUUUAUUGUGAUGGUGAUGGACUUUAGUAAUGCAUGUACGUAAGCAGCUUUCUAUUUAAUGCUAGAAUGCUUAACACUUGGGCUAGGGUGGCAGCUGUCGUCUUUACUUAUUUAUGGCUACAAACUACAAAUCACUGCAGCUACAAACUACAAAUCACUUCAACUGGCUUCAUUCUAUUGAUUUCAAAGGGGAUUAAACCUAUUAAGAACAAAUUCUCAUUUUAAGCAGUUUGAAAUUCGUAGUCUGUAUCCUCCAUGGAUGGCUAUGACAGGCUUAUUUUGAGCACAUGAAAAUGAUAAUCUAGAUUUAUGCCCAUAAUUAUUUUCACAGAAGUGAGUGGGAAUACUUGUGAAUGCAGACUCACACACACCUGCAUAAAUCUAUAGAGGAUUGUGAUCCUAUUUGUAUUUUUCUUUUGGAAGUUAUUAUCUUGAAUUGUGAGUCACAUUUGCUUUAUUUCAAACAACUCAAAAGGCACCACACCAUUUCCCAUUGCUGUAUUACUUUAACUUUAGUUGGAGAGUAAUGAGGUGUGUGUAGACAAUGAAAAUAAAAAUACUGUCAAAAGUUAUUGAGAAUUCGGCAUUGCUGAACCGAAGGAGAUUAGACCAUAUCAGAAAUAGGAACUUUUGUGCUGGAUGAUAACACACCAUAACUUCAAAUAAUCUUCUGUCAGGAAAAUAGAAUUGGUGAGAGGCAAAUAAUUCAGUGUUUAGGAAGCAAGAACAAAGGAGCCCAAGAUGAAAGAAUGUCCUCUAAGUCUUUUUACAAUUCCAACCGUGCACUAUUGUCAGUUUUCUCUAUGGGUAUAACUGCAUGCAGGAAUAUUUUGGUGAUAUGCAAAUUGCUUGAGUAACAAGGUUCGUUUAGGUUCUUUCCUACUUCUAAGUACGCAGUUGCUUUGCAAAUUGCUCCACCUAGGGUGGGAUUUGCUGACUUCUCUUGAUGGGUUCAUGAGCAAAGUAGCUGAUACAGUUACUGAGUCUAGGUGCAGGGAGAUCUGCAGAAAUAACCAUUAUUCAGUUUUCCUGUAUUGCACUUUUUUAACAUGUCUGUGGAGCUCAUUGGAAAUAAGCAUCAGCACAGUUGGUGGGAUGUAGUGUGUAUGGAAAGGGGAGUAGUGAAAUUAGUAGUGCUUGAUCCACUCUCAUUAAAAAGCAGUCCACGCACCUGCUGUCGUAAGUGGAUUGGUUUGGGGCCAUAUUUUUCAGAAGUUAUAGAAUUAUCCCUGGAUUGGGGAAGUUGAAUUUACAGCUUGAUAGGAGCUGUUUGAGGGGUGUGUGUGUGCCACGUGGACGACACUACUUAAAAGGGAAACACAAACACACAGUAAACCCAGGUGUAGACAAACCCUUAGAUGCUUCACAUAGGAACACAGGAUGCUAGCACUAGCUCAGUGCUGUUAACAUUGACAGGCAGCAGUUCUCCAGGCUUCACAGAAUUACCAAGCUUAGAUAGAAAUAGGGUUACUUAAGAGCUAUCUAUAAAAAGGAAUUGUACCAUUAACCAAACCACUUAAAAGGAACAGGAACCUCUUUGGCAACCCCGAGUCUGUUGAUACACAAAAGGGACUUGUAUUAAAUGAUACAUUUUUUUUUUUACCCCCUUGGAACCUGGUUUGUUCUACUUAUUUUCUCUCGCCUUCCUUAUAUAGGUACCUUUUCUUGACAACAUGACACACAUGGGUUGAACUCAUGAAGAUAGCCUUUUUCCUACCCUGGGAGAAUGGGUGCGGCAAGGCCAAGCAGGAUUGCAAUCUUGCCUUUAGCACACAUUGGUUGGUGGUUUUGUACAAUGAAGGUUACUGAAUCAAACUAACGUCUAUAAUAAAUAAUGUAAUCUUCAAUGAUAAGUAAUAGAACCUGGUGAAGCUUGCGCAUUACAAUAUUAGAAAAGUCAGAAAGAUCCUGGUUCUAUAUUUGUUUUUGCUUUUCUGUUAAUGUUGACAUGCUAAUGUGACAAUAACGCCAAUGCUGAUAAAACUUUUUUUUGAAAGGGGAAUCAAGAUUUAAAGCUGAAAGUCUAAAUUUGCUUACUUUUGGGGUCUUCUGCCGCUGGCCAGCUUAUUAGGGGUACAUAGCAGAAUUGAAAAUGUACCUAGCAGUGGUCUUCAGCUGCUUAGAAUGAGCACAGCAGUGAUGUUUUCAAUACUUUCUUCUUAACUACAAGGGUGUUAGACAUUCAUUAUGAUUUUCAAAUUAAAAGCAAAGUUCAAUGAACUCCAAACAGAUGUCUUCCGGCUAAGAUAUUUUUAAAAAAUGCUUUGUGUACCAUCAUGUUGUCUGGCAACUUCAAAUCCGCGCGUCUAGGUUUUAAAACAAACAGAAAUGAAUUUGCAAACAAUGUUAUAUGAGCUAAUUGUCAAAUGUUGUUACUCUUAUUUAAUAUUUCGGUAUUCUUUCUUUUGACUGUGAAGUCAUUGGGAAUGACAUUCGUUUUUAAUAUGCUAUCUGUGUAGGAUAAAAGUAAAAUGGGGUUUCAGCUGAAGGAUUCAUUUAAAGUAGAGGUCCUAAGCAAGUCUUAUUUGGAUGUUUUGUUGAAAUCAGAAGGUCUCCCCAGUAAUUGUGUGUUAGGUAUAUUUUAUGUUGAUUCAUUUCCAGUUAUGGGAUUGUUGCAUUUGUCCAUGUAAACCACCCUCCAAACACUGCUGGCCAUCAGUUGAAGGAAAUGUAGUGACAUACCCACUCAAAGAGGUUCAUUAAUUGGGAUUUGUGCAUGUGUUUGGUGGCUUAGUGCUUGGAACUGGACUUCAUAUCUUGUCAUGUAAUUCUGAAAGGUUCUCUUCCAGAUUUCAUAUGUGAGCUGAUUUAUUUCCUUGUGUUAUUUUGAAAUGUCACAUGCAGAAUUCCAUAAUGUUUAUAAUAGUACUGUUUUGUUAUCUAAACAGCCCUGUUCCUAUUUUAUUUCUCUUUCCCACUGAUCUGUUAAAAGCAGUUUUAUUUCACAAUAUGGUUCCAUCUGACUCAUUUUUUUGGGGAACUAAUACCUCCAUUUGUAGGAAGACUGGAGAGCUCAUUGACUAAUACUUUAGUGUUUUUGUGUUUUUUCAUGGGAGAUAUUCCAGUAACAAAGUUAAGAGAAUGAAAAUGCCCUGAAGUCACAAGUAAUGGAGAUUUCUAUUUCUUUUGAAUUCUGUGUAGAAAAUAUAAUCAGAAGAAGAAGAAGAAACCUUCUCAUUACAAGUCUUUUCUUACUUUGUUAUUUUGAAGUGUCCCAAGAGCUCUUGUGCAUCAGCAGUUAUUUAGUUGGGAUUGCAGAGAGAGAAAGAGAGAGAGACAGAAUAAUAUGGUGGUGGAAUGGAAAAGAAUGCAUUUGAGGAAAGAUCUUAUUCAACUAUUCAACAUUGCUCUUUUGUGAGAGGACCUAUUUUUAAAAAGGGAAAAACCCAUUAAUUUGAGAUGAGAAAACCCCAAAAGUAAUUACUACUAUCAUUUCUACUAUGUGGUUUAGAUUAAUAUUUCUAACAAAAUCCUAAUUAUGUGCUACCUAUUAGGAAGUGAACUUUAUUUCUGACCAAAAGAGGGAAUCUUUUAUGUCAAAACUCUGCAGGGUCUGACACUUUCUACUUGUGGUUUUCAAAGAUUACUAUCGCUCAUGUUCUCUUAUUACUUUUUCACGCCUUGUUUCUUCCCAACUUUUUAGAAAAAGAGAAAUGGUCCCAUUUGUUGUUAUUAAUAACUCCUAGUCUCAUUGGAAAGUGAAGAUAAAUUGUACUUGGAAUACAUUUCCUAACAGAAGGAGAAUUUCUUUACAAUUCUUAAUAAUGGAUAAUUUGGCAUUAGUUAUGGAACAUUAUUUUAUUUUUUGUAUGGUCCUGGCUUGUCAAUAUCUGAUAGCUUUGGACUAGUAAUAAUUGUAAAUCAGGUGACUUACUAGUUCACCCCUCCUUCUUUUCCUAAACUACAAAUGACUGUGGAUAGGUAGACAGCUCCAACAAUUGUGGACUAAUGGCCUUUGUAGUCCUAUUUAUAUGCAAUUUCAUUCCAAAAUUUUGUUUUUGGGGUAGAAUAAAAUUCUGCAAUGAAGAAUACUUGGGAAUUCAUGGGCUUAAUUGAAGUUUAUGGACCUAACUUAGUUCAUUAUUUUAUUAUUUUCAAUAGAUCUGCCGUGAGUAGAAUUUAGUUGGACAUCACCCAAUAUAUCCCACUGAAACCUAUGAGAUUUAAAUGUGCUUAACUUUAGCUGGUAUCCUAAGGGUGUGGUUCAAACACAUCUGUGCUGGAUUUGGAGGUGUCCCUCUGCCCAACCUUGCUGGGCCCUGCCUGCAAAGUGAAGUUGGCAUUAUUCUACUGAUGCAAAACACCACACCCACCCACAUUAUGUUCACUGAACAUGUGGGUGGGCAGAAAUGCUGCAGCUGGGAUGCCUGAUGGUGCCUGAGCUCAACUCCACUACCAUAAUUGUUGUUCUGCUAGUUUGUUGCUCUGCUUGGUAGGAUUGCACCCUAAAUAAGUGUUACCUAAUGGGCAUAGAUAUUCCACUAGUGCCAAAUAAUUCAUCCCCUGGCUCCAUGGGAUUUCUCAGUCUCUGAAAUGAAGGUUAAGAUGUUGUCUGAGUAGGUUUAAUUUCCCCCCCUAGACCAAACUUUCUUUCACCAGCUUGCGUAAUCUGAAAGAAUGUAAAUUGGAUAUUUUAUACUAUUUCUCCUCAGAGAGUAGAAAUGUUAAAUUAUGCUAUUUUUAAUGAGACAAUUAAAAUGCUAACCAUAUUCUCACCAGUAACUUUAGAUAGCCAAUGGAGCAAAAUAGUUGAUUUUUCUGCAAGUGCCUGCAUGAGGAAUAAAUAAAAUUGCACAUUUUUUUUGCACUUCCCAGUUAUAAAUUUACCAGCAUGCUACAGCUGGCCUAUAUACAACUGAAAGUUUACCAGUAGAAAUAUAUUAUUACUGUAAUUUCUUGCCAUUGCUAGUUAGCUCUCCCUGCACUAGGAAGUAAAAACUGAAUGGAAGAAACAUGAGUAACAUGUUGUUUAUACGAGUUAUGUGUAUUUGUUGCACUAAGGCAUGCCUCUGGUGGGAAGACACAUGACUUAUUCCCAUCUAGGAAUAUUUGGAGGAUCUAUAUUUGGGAUAGUGGGAAACGAAAAGUCCAGUUUCAGACAAUGUUGUAGCCUUAGUUCUGGGUAUUGCAAAUUAGCUAUUUGCCGAAAGGGUUGUAAGGACUCUUAUCUCUUGUUAGCUUUUCCUUCCAGGUUGAGCUCUUCCAGAUUAUUUUGUUUGUUCAUUCAUGUGCUCACCAAAAUGACUUUAAAUUAUGAAGACUAGGGUAGUCGGCUUUUGCUUUACUGUUCCAGUUGUGCUUUCUUGUAAUUAAUCUUCCUGGUUAAUUGAAGGCUUCCAGGCUUUGUUAUAGUGUUCUCUGAAGGGAAGAGGGAAGGGGCUGUGUGUAUGCAGGCACAAGGUUGCUCGUAUUUUGGAUGAUACUACUUAGUAUCAAAUAGUGUAGAAAAACACUGAGGAUACUUAGUGUUUUUCUGUACAAUUUGUGUCUAUUCUUGUGCCAAUAAACUACAUUGUAAUAAGCUACUGGACCCAGGAGUAAAGAAGUAAGACAGAAGGGAUGGGUUUGAAAUACAGUGGUACCUCGUGUUACAUACUUAAUCUGUCCUGGAGGUCUGUUCGUAACCGGAAACCGCUCAUAACAUGAGGCAUGCUUUCACUAAUGGCGCCUCCUGCUGCUGCUAUGCCGCCAGAGUGCGACUUCCGCUCACAUCCCAGGGCAAAGUUAGCAACAAGGGGCAUCUACUUCUGGGUUAGUGGCGCGUGUAACCCAAAGCAUUUGUAAGGGGGACGGUACAUAACACGAGGUACCACUGUAUGGUGUAGGAGUUAGAGCGUCCAAUUAGAACUUGGGAGACUAGGGUUCUGCCUCUCAGACUAAUCUGACAGUUUUAUCCCUACAGAGUUGUUGUGGGAAUUAAAUGGGAUUUGGGAGAACCAUGUACUGUAUUUAACCUUGAGCUCCUUAGUGAAAAAGGCUUGAUAUAAAUACACCCAUACCUUGGUUCUCGAACAGAAUGCAUUCCGGGAGUCUGCUCGACUCCCAGAACUGUUUGAAAACCAAGGUGCAGUUUUCAAUGGGUUGCAGGAGCGUCCUGCAGCCAAUCAGAAGCUGCAGAAGUCACAUUGGAUGUUCAGCUUCCGGAAAUCAUUCAGUGGCUCCCCAUCUGUGGUAUGCUCUUCCUAGGGAGGUUUGGUUGGUGUCUUCAUUAUAUAUCUUCAGGUGCAGGCGAAAAUGUUUCUGUAUAACCAGGUCUUGUCUGAUUAACAUUCAAUGUCAUUUUAAAUGUGUUUGUGAGAGGGUGUGGGAGCUAUUGGUUUGGUUUUUGUCUUUUGUUACAUAUUUAUGUUCUCAUUUUGUAUUUUUAUGUUGUGAUCUUCAAAUGAAGGGCAGUAUACAGAUUUAAUAAAUAAACAAAGAGAAGAUUGGGAACCUAACUUAAUUUCAAUCUUGGUGAGCCAAGCUGUGCCCUUCCAAGGCAUAUGUUAUAGCAUAGACCCAAAGCCUUAUGGUGAGUAGGGAGGCCUUCCUGUCCCACCCCCUCCUGGAUCCCACAACUCUGGGCAGGUGUGCCAGAUUAGUCUCAAUAACAUUCCAUAUCCAGGCUCAGGGCCUCAAAACCCAGAGUUGUCUCUGAAAAUGCCCUUCACUUUCAAAGGUGCAUAAGGGUGCUCACAUGCCACACCUCACCACAGCCUUUCCUGCAUCUGCCUGCCAACCAUGUGACCAACUUAACCAUGAAACCAACUUAACCAACCAACCUAUUGGGUUGGGGCAACUGGCUAAAAUAUUUUGACAUGUUUUAAAUGGUUGUAAUUUUGGUCCCUCUGUUUUGUUUUUGUUGUGUUGUGUUUGGUUAAAUGUUUAGUUGGUGUUGGUGGUUAUUUUAAUUUGGGUAUAACUGUAAAUGUCUUCUUCUUCUUCUCCUCCUUCUUCUUCUCCUCUAUUAAUUUAUUGGUUUAUUUAUAAUCUGUAUAAGAUAUUCUGUUUUUUAAUGUUUGAUGUUUUAUUACGUUUUUAUAUAUGCUGUAAACUACCCAGAGUGGCUGGAGAAACUUAGAUAGGUUGGAUUAAUUUUUUAAAACAACAACAACAACAACAACAAUUCAACCUAAACACCAACCCCCUCUGAACCCAAUACAGACUAGGUGAAAAAACCUGCUUACCUGUGGAGGGUUGCAAAACACUCCUACUCAGCUACAAAGUGACUGGCUAUCUUCAGUGCUAUUUUUCUAGAAAAAAAGGUGCUGGAACUCACCAUGAACACCUCCUUUGUUCUCUUAGAAUGGCAAUGGUGUCCACCUGAGAGGUUCUGGCUGAAAAUAAAGCACUGGUUAUCCUAUAUUAAAAAAGAGGAUGGGUUGGGUAAGACAAAUGUCCCAAAGAGGCAAUUUAGGGGCCUGGUCAAAGCUUAUAAAGCCAAUGACCCCCCACCCACCCCAGGAUGAUAGUCUCUCCAUCCAGAAAAAUGCUCCCAGACACAGAGUUUCACAGCUGGCAGGAGUGGACUUAGAUAAUAACAUACUAGCUGUAUGGCAGUGCCAGAAAACAUGAGCUGAUCCAUAAGAACAUGCAUAUGGAUUCAUUGCAUGUAAUCAUAUGCACAGAGAAAAAUCAUGGUUUGGAUGUGAUGCCUGUUCAAAGCUACUCUCAAAUAUGGGGCAACACAUUCAGGGGUGUUUUAUGCACUGACUUCUGAACUUUCAUGACUAAACAGGAUGUGGCCAUAGACGUGUGCAUACUCUAAGGAAUGAUUUGUAGUUUGCCUUGCAGUCUUUUUGGAAAUCUCAACUUUGCACUCUCACAAAUCUGGCAGUCAGCUCAGAGCCAUCAUGUCAAACUGAUUCACUGCACUAGCAUCUUGAUGAAACUUGCACACAGAUUUGCCAGCUAUUUUCCCUUGGUCUCAAUCAGUCCUUAUUGCCUAAGACUAAACAUAAAUAUUUUUCUCAGAUGCAAUGCUUCAAUGAUUUAAGCAGUUAUACCCUAAUGAAAUUAUAACUCUUAACUCUAAAGGCCCUGCUAUUUCGUUGCAUUUAGUAGAAGUAAUGGGAUUUCAAAGUCAAUAGCCUGUGUUUAUCUGUUUGUCUUUUUUCAAACUGAUUUUGAUCUGAUGUGAUCAAAGCUGGUGUGUGGCUAAUCUAACUGUUCUGCAUGGAAUGUAGCUAAAGUAAGUCAUGAUGAGCAGCUUUUAAAACUAAUGGAAUAAGCUAAUCAUGAUUAAUGGGAUUCUAGAUGGAUUGGGCUAAUUUAAGUGCCCAGAAAGGUUAUCCAAAGCAGGCUUUGACUUUUGAAAUAGUUAUAUGGAUUUUAAAUUCAAUCCCAUCUCCUUAUUCUUUUGAAAUGCAUCUGGAUAGAUCUCUACAUCACUUCAUUGUGUUCCAAGGAUUUGAGUUACUCAGCCAUGACCUAUAAAUGUGUUCUGACUCAUUAUCUUUUUGUACCACUGCAGGCAUUGGUUAUGGGAAAAUAUAUUGCUGAUGGGGGACUUUGCAAACAUAGCCUUGUUUCCCUUUCUCUCUAAGCACCUUCUUGAACAUUCUUACAUUGGUAGGAGAGAAUAUUACAUGGCUUCACCACAUGAGGAGAGUUGAUUUAAGAGAGUUUUGCAUUUGUCAGUGGCUAGAAAAAAUUUCAUUGCUCUUGUAAUUUACUUUGGGAAUUACUUUCUAAUGCUAUGAUUUUAUUGAUUAUAGUAAUAGUACAUCAACCCAUUUUCUGAUCCCUCUUAAAUGCAUUGGUCCUCAGCAACUAAUUUCUUUUUUUGAAAGAUGUGGCAUCAACACCUGGGACCAUGGCAAGGUCCCCUGGAAUUGAUAGGUGUCUUGGGACGUCUGUGCUCAGUGACAAACACAGAACACCCAAUGUCGGUGUCACUGAGGGGAAUUUAAUGUGGCAACUUGGCACUACCCACAAUUGUUGCCAGAUAAGACCAUGGCAAUGGAGCUCAUCAUUUGAGAAGAGCCAACAACAACAACAGCAACAACUUAUUAUUUGUACCCCACCCAUCUGGCUGGGUUUCCCCAGCCAUUCUAGGUGGCUUCCAACAAAGAUUAAAAAUAUAUUAAAAUGUCACACAUUAAAAACUUCCCUGAACAGGGCUGCCUUCAGCUGUCUUCUAAAUGUUAGGUAGUUGUUUGACAUCUGAUGGGAGGGCGUUCCACAGGGCGGGAGCCACUACCGAGAAGGCCCUCUGCCUGGUUCCCUGUAGCUUUGCUUCUUGCAAUGAGGGAACUGCCAGAAGGCCCUCGGCGCUGGACCUCAGCGUCUGUGCAGAACGAUGGGGGUGGAGCCGCUCCUUCAGGUAUACUGGGCCGAGGCUGUUUACGGCAUAUAUUAAUAUGCCUUUUCUAAUAAUCAUAGGAUGCAAAUUAGUACAAAUCUAUUUUCUUCAGCACUAAUGGAAUGGAAACGUGAUUCAAUUAAAAGAGACUAUUAUUACUGGUAUAAUUUUAAUUUAAAAUUCUUGGAUUUCAGGGCAAAAAGCAUGUUGCUUUUUAAGAUAACCAGAACAUACCUGUACCCAUGUCCAAAAGAAGCAUUAAACAUGAUAUAUUGAAUUCCAAUUAAUUCUAAAUGGUUGAACACAUAAGAUUCUUCACUUUAAUGGAAACAGAUGAAUUUUAAGAUUAGUUGAAUAAACAAGGAGUUGAGUGGUUCACGGGAAGGUUAUAAAUCUUUAUGCAAUAAAUAAAUCAGCUUCUGCUUCUUUAUGUGACAUCUCAAAUCACAAAUCUUCAUCUGGAGCCAUAUUAGGAUGUAAUAGAUUCUCAUGUACACAGAUGGUUAUACAUAGACUGGAAUGCCUAGCCAUUCCUAUAUUACGUUGGCGAUAUCUGUUCAGGAUAUCAUUUCAAAUUAUAUAAUUUUUGAAUUGUAUACCAAUUUUAACUCUUAGUAAGAGUAAUUAGGUUUGCAUGAUUAAGUACUAAUUGGUAAAAUGAGGUUUGUAGCAUGGAAUUUUGAGUAAAUAAAAUGGGAAAUGCUCCACUAAGAAAGGUAGCAUGCAGAAAUCAAAGGAGUUAGCAAAUUUUAGGUGAGUCAAAGAAGGUACCUAGUAGAUGCAGGUUUGGAGAAAAGCAGGUUUGGAGAAACUGGGAAAGCUGUUUAUGCUGGCACACAGCUUGGUCAUUUCUCUGAUGCCAGUACCCAGCCAACCUUCUCCCAUUCUGCCUAAUUCUCUGUUUGCACCAAAAUUCAUUGGUCUGUGAUAAAUCACUCCUUUAACAUCAUGCUAGCUUUUCCAUCCCUCCACUAACUUUCAGGCAGAUCUAGUGAGUUUAUUUAUUUUGUUUCGAUCUGUUUGUAUGCCAGCUAAUUCAUUAGUUUUCAGAUAUUCAGCAGUUUUCAUUAUUCUGAAAGCAAAUUAUAACAAAGUCUUUAGAAUGAAAGAUGAUUAAUAUGGCUAUAUUAGAUGAUGUGUUCUGAUAUCUAAUAGAAUUUAUUUCCUUUUGCAGGUGACCAUGGCCAAUAUUGGAAUAAAUGAAAAUCAUUCCCAGGAAUCCUGUGAAACAAUCCUAUUCGCUCUCCGAAUGGCAACGUGGAAUCAAAUUUUAGAUCCAUGGGUAUACAUUCUCCUGAGAAAAGCUGUUCUUAAAAAACUCUACAAGAUUGCCAGGAGAUUUUGUGGUGUGCAUUUUAUUAACUUGCAUACGUGGGAACUUAGCUCCAUUAAAAAUUCUUUGAAAGUUGCUGCAGUUUCUGAUUCACCAAGCAGUUCCAAGAAAACAAAUCAGCAGCUACUCAGUUCAGCAGUGCAAUAAAAUGAAGCAUGUAGAAUGAUGAAAUGAAUGGGUAAUGGUGGUUAAGCUGCUCAAAAAUUGGUACAGUGUGAAUGGGCUGGGGUUUUUCCAUCUCUUCAAAACAGGAAAACUGGCCCAUUUCUGGAAAUGUAACAAUAUGGAGCUGCUGGUUACCUUCCAAAGACUGCUAUUUCUGUGACCGGCCCAUCAAACCUGGGGCUGAAGACUUGUGACCCUAUAAGAUAACAGAAAAGCAUAUAUGUUCUGUUAAAAACAGAACGUUAAGCAUAUAAGAUGAUGCUGGCAGCUUUGGAAAUACUUUUGAAUGAAAGAAUAUUGUUCAAUGUUCUUAGGAAAAAGAAAAGAAGCAAACAAAUACCUUACUGUUGAAAGUGGCAAUGAAUUUGUUUGUUAAGCAUAACUUGGAAGAUGCGCCUUGCCUUGCAAGUAUAACUGUUCCACAUUUUCUUGAAAAUGUAGCACUCAAAUUUGAAAGGCAUGCAUUGUAGAAGGUCAGUUUUUUGGGGAAGGGACUCAAGACCUUGCAAGCUGAACUUCUCACAACUUAAAAAAAGAAGUCCACAGAUAAAAGGAGCUAGAAACAAACCUGCAAGAGUCAAUACACUUAUUUAACUGUUACAAUCCAGGAAAUCUACCCUGCUACGUUAAAGGCUAAUAAUUCACCAGAUAUAACAGCACAUUUACGUUUCAAUUAUAACCACGUGAUUAUGAAAACCACUUGUUAAGUAUGGUGAAACUUCAAAAAUGCAUUUACAUAUUAAAAAAAACCACCACUUGUGACAUAUGUGCCAAAUGUUAAUUUUAAUCAUUCAAACUGAGGUCAGAAUCAAGUAUGUAGCAAUAUUCAGGUGUGGGUUGUUGUUUCUUAAAAAAACAAAAAGUGGUUUAUACAAAUAUGAGAAUUGCAACACACUUGGGUUGAGCUGAAAUAAGAAUAAUUGUAGCACAGAAUUAUGUAGAUUGAAUUUAAAAGAAAAUAGUAGUGCAGAGCAUACUGAGCUUGGCAAAUCCUUUGAUUAGCCAAUGUUUCAGCAAGAGGUUGGAAGAGAAACUAGUUAGGAUGAAGGGAGUGUGGUUUCCAUUCCAUAAGCAAAGGACUUUACAGAGACUCGGGAAAGCUUUUAUUAAGAAUGUAAUAACCUGUCUGCUUAAUAAUCAGCCUUAAAUUUCUGAGAUCUAGUAUCAUAUUGUUUAAGAUGCCAGGCCCGUGCAGUACUGCAUAAAUAUUUCAAGCCCCAUAACAUUCCUAGGAUCUCAGGCAACUAAGUGCCUAGGAUUUUUCCUGCCUUGUAUAUGCUUUCACAGGUUUGUUUGUCUUUUAAUGAGAAAAGAGUAGUGAUGGGUAAAGCAGAGAUGUUAAAUCUGCUCCCACUAUUUGUCUGCAAGCAAAAGUAAUUUGUGAGUAGAAUACUCAGAAACAUUUGUGGGUAUUCUUACAGAAGUCACAAGCCAGGCCUGUCAUAGCUUCUCUCUUCUUUUUUUGUAAAAGAAAAAGAAAAAGAAAAUAUGCCUGAAAUAGUACCACUUGAUGCUACUGCUGCUAUUGCUAUUACUCCUCCUGCUCUUGAACCUUGCACAGUGCUAUACAGAAAUAGCAUCCUGCAAAAAGCUUAUAGACUACACUAGACAAACGAAACAGAGUUUUGCAGAGCUUAGGGCCAAAUAAUUUAAGACUUGUAAUAUCAAAUGGAGCCCACCGACCAUUUAUUGUGUCCUUGUCAGGUGACUUCCUGUUUUUGUAUCCAAACAGGCAGCAUAAUUGAUGUGACCAGGAGCUUUAAUCACCUUUUAUCUCUGAAUGCUGGUGGGUUGUAUUUGCUCUGGUUAGACACCUGCCUUGGUGGCUCCUACAGGUUGUGCAGGCGUAGUAAAGAUGGAGUGACAGGGUUAAUAGAAGGUGGAGAAAAUAGCAUUUUGUUAAAAAAAACCCAUUGAAUUGUCAUAUGAAGGGGUCAUUAGCACUUCUAUCACAGGCCCUGGAACACACUAGGCUUUAUUUGUUGAUAGAUUACAAUAGGGCCUUAAUACCAAAUCAAUGCUAGCACUCUCUAUGGUGCCACUGAAAUAACUUGGUGAGUCAAAUGUAAAAUUGGACAUUUUAUUGUACAGGUCACAAUGUCGGCAUUUAAUAAAUUCCUUCAGUUUUUCAUCCUUCUGGGCAAGAAGUUUGCUUCAGUGACAGCAGACUGAUGUUCAACCAUUCAAUUGUGGAAAUGCUUGACUAGAAAAAAAAAGCAUUAAAAGCAUUAUUUUGUCAUGUGAAUAAAUGUUAUGUAGAUAUUUUUCUUGUGGUUAAUGGUUUUUAAAAAAUGUAUGUAUAUUUGUUUUCUUCUAUGUAUUGAUACAGAAUGAAUGAAUGUAAGAUGCAGUGCCUCAUUUAAACUUAUUGCUAUGUGACUAGAGCAAUGAUUCUUUUGGAGUGGUUCUCAAGUGCUGAGAAAAGUCUAUGCUGUGAAAGUCAUAAGUAUUAGAAACAGUCUGGGUAGCUUGUACGGUUUAAAGUUGUUCACUAUGUGCUUGUAAAUAAAGUUUGCUUCUUUUGAAGCUUUGUCCUUGGACAAAAAAAGAGAGUGUAGUAUUUAAUUUAUAUACUGUUUCACAUUUCAAGAGAACUCUCUAAGCAUUCUACAAAAUCACUAUAAGAAAUACAAUAUAGCUUUCGCAUUCAAAACCAC